Molecule: messenger RNA, 1197 nt
Organism: Acanthopagrus latus (yellowfin seabream)
Lineage: Eukaryota; Metazoa; Chordata; Actinopteri; Spariformes; Sparidae
Product: probable E3 SUMO-protein ligase RNF212
Exons: 13
Coding region: 125-1000 (291 amino acids)
Biological process (GO): protein sumoylation; homologous chromosome pairing at meiosis; reciprocal meiotic recombination
Cellular component (GO): synaptonemal complex
Molecular function (GO): SUMO transferase activity
Source: RefSeq, a predicted model, not a curated record
AGACAAAGAGUGAAGUUAGCCAGCUCCGCCGGUGGUUGAGUGACGUUAUACAGUAGACGUUAGAACGACUAACCGUUAUUUAGCUAGCUAGUUAGCUAGGCUAGGUUAGCUUCAAGUUAGUAGUAUGCUGGGCUCACUGCAGCGGGAUGACCAAGGUGUUCAAAUGUCUUACUGGGUUUGCUGCAACUCCUGCUUCCUUUCCGCCAGUGCUGACAGAAAACUGGGUGUUACGACCUGUGGACAUGUCGUCUGUAGCGUCUGUUAUCAGAAAGGAAGCCAAGGCAAGUGUUUAAUAUGCAGCUCCAGCUGCCAGGUGUCGCCUCUCUCUGACAAAAGCAGCUGGGAGGUGAAGACGCUGUUCUCCGACAUCGACGCUGUGGCAACGACACACUUCACAGAAAUCGGCAAAGUCAUAAUGUUCCAGGAAAGACAUCAGAAGAGGCUGCUGACUCACUACCAGCAGAGGAAUGAGAAACUAGAGGAGAUGUUAGUCAGGAUGAAGCAAGAAAUGCAGCAUGUGACAAAGAAGCUGAACGAGCAGAGCGCCUACAUCGCUACGCUGGAAAACUCUCUUCAGCAUCAGAGUGCCAAAGUUUCCUCAGCGCCUCAGAUGAGCCACAGUUCCCUCAUCGGACACGGACAGAAGUCAGUGCUACAGAUCCCAUACAACUCCCCCGUGACCCUCUCCAGACACCCCUCAUCAGCUAGCAUCAGUGAGAACAUGGAGCUGGACAACAGGAGUCUGUUCAGGAAGCCGAACACUCUCCCCAGACUGUCGUUAAUCAGCCCUCCACAGGACGGACGGAUGGGUACCGUCUCUCACAGAUCGUCUGGUCAGAACACGUUGACCAACCACUCGACUCGCUCAGCAACAGUCAGUCGAUCACCACUGACUCCAGAUAUCUCGUACGGCCGGAGCUCUGCGUGGAACUCUCCCAUCUUCAGACCUCCCUCCUCCUUCAGACACUCCAUGUCCUCCCUGGUCUGCCCUCCUCCAUAACACACACACGUCAUGAGGCCUUCAGAGGAAAUACACCUGGACUCUGACACGUAGUUAGAGGUAUUUGUACCUUCUACCACCUGGUGUGUGUUGUGAAAUCAAGUUUAAAUCGGGGGUGUAUCGUACUCGACACUGGUGACUGGUUUUGUCUCACAAUUAAUUAAACUAAUGAAAUAAAUAAAAUAUGACCUCCAGUA